AUGAGGCGGCGCCCUGUGGCGGGCAUUCUCCAAGAUCAAAUGGAGAAAUCAACAACCAAAACCCAAAAAUCCCGAAUCUGCUUCCUCGCUAUUCUCACCGCUUUCUUCUGGCUCUUUCUCCUUUACUUCCAUUUCAUCAUCCUCCCCCAACAAGAUCAACCACAAUCCACCAUAACUAUCACCGUAAACAACCAACUAACAACACCCCUCAACCACCAACCGCCACCGCCACCACCACAAUUCAAGAGUCCUCCCAGGAAGAACUUUGGCUUCCCUGAUAAGUCAACACUACAAUCACAAACCCCUCCCGAAAAAAACUUCCCCUUUACAAAAGCCCUCGCAACUUCCAGCAACAAAACCGAUCCAUGUGGAGGUAGAUACAUUUACGUCCAUGAUCUUCCUUCCAGGUUCAACCAAGAUAUGUUACGAGACUGCAAAACAUUGUCUCUCUGGACCAACAUGUGCAAGUUCACUACCAAUGCAGGUCUUGGUCCACCUCUCGAAAACAUCGAUGGGGUUUUCUCUGAUAAAGGCUGGUAUGCUACUAACCAAUUCGCUGUUGAUGUGAUUUUUGCCAAUAGAAUGAAACAGUAUGAAUGCUUGACUAAAGAUUCUUCCAUUGCUGCUGCUGUGUUUGUGCCGUUUUAUGCUGGCUUUGACAUUGCGCGUUAUCUUUGGGGUUAUAAUAUUUCUAUGAGAGAUGCUGCUUCUCUUGAUCUCGUUGAUUGGUUGACGAAGCGGCCCGAAUGGGGAAUCAUGAAUGGGAGAGAUCAUUUUCUUGUUGCAGGUAGGAUAACUUGGGAUUUUAGGAGAUUAUCUGAGGAGGAAUCUGAUUGGGGUAACAAGCUUUUGUUUUUACCUGCUGCUAAGAAUAUGUCUAUGCUUGUUGUUGAAUCUAGUCCUUGGAAUGCCAAUGAUUUUGGGAUUCCUUAUCCUACUUAUUUCCACCCUGCAAAAGACGAGGAUGUGUUUCUUUGGCAGGAGAGGAUGAGAAAGUUGGAGAGAAAAUGGCUUUUUUCUUUCGCAGGUGCGCCGCGUCCUGGUAAUGCGAAAUCGAUUAGGGGUCAAAUAAUUGAUCAAUGCAGGAGUUCCAAGGUUGGUAAGCUUUUGGAGUGUGAUUUUGGGGAAAGUAAAUGUCAUUCUCCCAGUUCCAUAAUGCAGAUGUUUCAGGGAUCACUUUUUUGUCUUCAACCUCAGGGUGAUUCUUAUACAAGAAGAUCAGCUUUUGAUUCAAUGCUUGCUGGUUGUAUACCUGUGUUUUUCCAUCCCGGUUCGGCGUAUACGCAAUAUACCUGGCAUCUACCUAAGGAUUAUACUAAGUAUUCUGUAUUCAUUCCCGAGGAUGAUAUUCGAAAGAGGAAUGUUACUAUAGAGCAGAGGCUUAGUCAGAUACCUGAUGAGCAAGUGAGGAUCAUGAGAGAGGAGGUGAUUAGUCUCAUUCCUAGAUUGGUGUAUGCUGAUCCUCGCUCUAAGUUAGAGACUUUAAAAGAUGCUUUUGAUGUUUCUGUGCAAGCCAUGAUUGAUAAGGUUACCAAUUUGCGGAAGGAUAUUAUUGAAGGUCGCACCGACGAAAACUUCAUUGAGGAGAAUAGUUGGAAAUAUGCACUGUUGGAUGAGGGACAGCGUGAAGUAGGACCUCAUGAGUGGGAUCCUUUCUUCUCUAAACCUAAGGGUGGAAAUGGGGAAUCCACUGAUUCCUCUGCCGAAGCUGCGAAAAAUUCUUGGAAAAAUGAGCAAAGAACUCAGUAA
Molecule: messenger RNA, 1749 nt
Organism: Lathyrus sativus (Indian pea)
Lineage: Eukaryota; Viridiplantae; Streptophyta; Magnoliopsida; Fabales; Fabaceae
Source: the annotation of a GenBank genome assembly